Messenger RNA from Ixodes scapularis (black-legged tick), 10597 nucleotides. RefSeq names its product receptor-type guanylate cyclase Gyc76C. NCBI's taxonomy places the organism in Eukaryota, Metazoa, Arthropoda, Arachnida, Ixodida, Ixodidae. The record is from RefSeq and is a predicted model, not a curated record. Gene Ontology annotation, biological process: intracellular signal transduction; cGMP biosynthetic process; receptor guanylyl cyclase signaling pathway. Gene Ontology annotation, molecular function: protein kinase activity; guanylate cyclase activity; peptide receptor activity.
AUGGGCCGCAGCUCGGGCGGCGGGGUACCAGUGGCGUCCGGUUCACUGGUGCCCCUCCUCCUGCUGCUCCUCACCGCUGUCCUGGUUCCCCACCACGCCCAGAGAGGAGAAGCGGCUGCCCAGGCGUCGCCAUCGCCGCUAGUGUCACCGUCAUCUUCGCCCGAACCUUCGCCAGCUGACCCAGGACCCGUUAGGUCAUCUUCGUCGUCGCCACCAUCAUCGUCAUCAGUGUCGUCGGUAGUGCCGGGAGUGUCUGUGCUAGACGAUGCUAGUGUACCUGACGAGCAACGGGGACCCACCAGAGAUAUCCCACCGGCUAGUGUAGUGGGAGUAGCCGAGGGUCCCGGAGACUCUGGCGUCUCUCGCGGAGGCGGAGCUGCGAAAGCGGUUCCCCUCAAGCCACUUCGCGUGGGCUACCUGAGCAACGUGGGCGGCAAGGACAACAUCAGGAGGCAGGGACUGGUGGUGUCCGGCGCCAUGACGUACGCCAUCCUGCAGGUGAACAACGACUCGAGCCUCUUGCCGGGCUACCAUCUUGAGAUGCUCUUCAACGACACCCGAGGGGAGAUGCUUCACGGUACGAAGGCGGUCAUAGAGAGCUGGAGGGACGGCGCCGUGGCCUUCUUCGGUCCCGAGGACUCCUGCUACGUGGAGGCGUCCGUGGCCGCUUCGCUGAACCUGCCCAUGAUCUCCUACAAAUGUUCGGACGCCAGCGUGACUCGCAUCGAGAACUCUACCUUCGCCAGAACGGUGCCUUCCGAAGCCCUGGUGGUACGGAGCGUGUCGGCGCUGCUGCGCUACUACAACUGGCGCAAGUUCAGCAUCGUGCACGAGGACAGCGCCAACUUCGCCACCAUCGCCCAGUCGCUGGAGCGGCAGGUGAACGCCGAGAAAGGUUUUACGCUGAACAGCAAGAGCGUGUUCCAGGGCAGCCUGCGCUGCUGCGAGCUCAAGAAGCCCUGCUGCCACACGUCCAUCGCCGACAUCCUGGAGCAGACCUACGCCAAGACCAGAGUGUACGUGUACAUGGGCAACUAUCUGGACGUCCAGACCCUGCUGAUCAUGAUGCGCAUGAAGGGCCUGACAGAGAAAGGGGAGUACCUGGUCAUCAUGAUCGACCAUGACAUGCAGUCUUGGGAGGACUUCAACGUCCACUUCUUUGGCAAGGGAGACAGCAAGGACAUCAAUGCAUUGACGGACGCCUGUCGCCAGCUGAUGGUGAUCCUGCCCAGAGCGCCCGGGGGUGACUCCUAUUCCCUGUUCACCGACAAGGUCCGCGAGUUCAACGAGAAGGAGCCGUUCAACUUCCCACAGGGGCUGAGCACCUUCAAGAAGCACAUCACGGUGUUUGCGUCAUACCUGUACGACUCGGUGAUGCUGUAUGCGGACGCGGUGACGAAGCUGAUCCACAAGAACCACAGCAUCACGGACGGACGUGCUGUCAUCCGGGAGAUCAUAGGCAGGAAGCGCUACAGCAGUGUGACGGGGGCGGACAUGAGCAUCACGGAGAGCGGGGACGUGGAGGGCAACUACACGGUGCUGGCCUUCCUGCCCGUGGCCGGGGAGGAUGCGCAGAGGGUGCGGGAGCGGCUGAACGCUGCCAGGGGGGGCGCCCAGAGCUUCCCCUUCCUCCUGCAGCCCGUGGGGGGCUUCAAGUACGUCGAGGGACACCUGGCCGAGUUUGAGCUGAAUGCCAACAGCACAGUGCUCUGGAAGAGCGGGCAGCCGCCGCUCCAGGAACCUCCUUGUGGCUACGACGGCUCCGGGUGUAAUGCACCCUCUGACAACAGGCGGCAGAUUGUGGCGAGCAUCCUGGGUGUCCUGCUGGUCGUGGUGUCAGUGUGCACUACCGUGGUGUACAGGAACUGGAAAUAUGAGCAGGAGAUUGCGGGCCUCCUGUGGAUGAUUGACAGGCGGGACCUGGAACCACUCUCCCACUUUUCUGGCCCCAAGCACAGCAUGAGCAAGAUGAGCAUCAUCAGCCAGAUGACGACGGACUCGCGUAUCCUGAACCUGUCGCUGGACACAUACCGCUACCGGGGCACCAUGACGUACGUCAAGAAGCUGAUGUACAGCCGACGGUCGGCCGACAUUCCACGCAUCCUCAAGAAAGAAAUGAAGAGCAUGCGUGAGCUCCACCAUGAGAAUGUGAACCCUUUCGUGGGCGCCUGUGUGGAACCCAACUGCAUCUACAUUGUCACCGAGCUCUGCAUGAAAGGAAAUCUUCAGGACAUUCUUGAAAAUGACGUCAUCAAGCUAGACAACAUGUUCAUCGCAUCAUUUGUGUUUGAUCUCAUCAAGGGGCUUCGUUACCUGCACGAGAGUGACCUGAAGGUUCACGGCAACCUCAAGUCGUCCAACGUGCUGGUGACCAGCCUGUGGGUGCUACGCCUCACCAACUUCGGGCUGCUCGAGCUCAGGACGAGCAAUGCGUCUACAAAGUCCAACAAGGAUGACUACCAGCUUUACCGGGGCCAGAUGUGGCGCUCUCCGGAGGUGCUGCGCAACCCGUCUGCGUUCCCGAGGGGCAGCCAGAAGGAUGACGUCUACGCCUUCGCCAUCAUCCUGCACGAGAUCAUCGGCAGACAGGGGCCCUGGGGACCCACCGAUAAGGAGCCACAGAUGAUUGUGGAGGCCGUCAAGAAGGGGCCCAUGGGCAAGGAGCUGUUCCGACCGCCCGUGGAGACCCUCCAGUGCCAGGACUAUGUGCUGCAUGUGAUGCACGAUUGCUGGGCAGAGAAGCCCGACUCCAGGCCGGAGCUCAGCCAAGUCCAGGAGAGGCUCAAGAAGAUGCGCCAGGGAAUGAAGCCCAACAUCAUGGACAACAUGAUAGCCAUGAUGGAGAAGUAUGCCAACAACCUGGAGGAGCUGGUGGAGGAACGCACCUGCCUGCUCGAGGAGGAGAAGAAAAAGACCGAGGCACUCCUGCACAGGAUGCUGCCCAAGUCUGUAGCUAGUCAAUUGAUGAGGGGUGAGCUGGUGGUGCCGGAAUCCUUCGACUUUGUCACCAUUUACUUCAGUGACAUUGUGGGCUUCACCGAGAUGUCAGCCUCCAGCACACCACUCCAGGUGGUGACCUUCCUGAACGACCUUUACACCUGCUUCGAUUCUAUCAUCCGCCACUACGACGUGUACAAGGUGGAGACCAUUGGGGACGCCUACAUGGUGGUGAGCGGGCUGCCCAUCCGCAACGGGGAUGCCCACGCCCAGGAGAUUGCCUCCAUGGCCCUGGAGAUCCUGGACGCGGUCAAGCACUUCGAGAUACGCCACCGGCCGGGCACCACGCUCAAGCUGCGCAUCGGCAUCCACACCGGUCCAGUCGUGGCGGGGGUUGUUGGCCAGACAAUGCCGCGGUACUGUCUCUUCGGGGAUACCGUGAACACUGCAUCGCGGAUGGAAUCCAAUGGAGAAGCACUCAAGAUCCACAUCAGUAGCCAGUGCAGAGAUCUGCUGACUAAGAUCGGCGGCUACGAGAUCAUCGACAGAGGACUUGUCAAGAUGAAGGGUAAGGGCGAGCUGCGCACCUACUGGCUGACGGACCACACGCUGGGGCCGCAGCACCGGCGGGCGCCCACCCAGCCGCUGCCGCAGCCGCUCUUCAGCGUGGCCGACACGGCAUGCGCCAACAACAACAACACCUCGGCGGCCCCCCAGCAGCAGCAGCAUCGGAGCCCCAAGCCGGAAGCGUCCUCCGCGCUGCCCCGGCGAGGUUCGCUUAUCCCCAAGCUGCCAGACUGCGACACGGACGCUCUGCUCGUGGGUGCCGGACUCAUGAACGGAUCCGUCAUGGGUAACAUACAGGCUCUCCACCGCCGGAAGCAAGAGAGCCCGGUGAUCCGACACAAGCAUCCGCCCUCUCGCGAGUCGUCCUUCUCUCAGCGGAGCUAUCACCGGCCCGACCUUGCUGACGCGUCGUCGUCACGCGCCAACAGCAUCGUGGACCUCGACGUUGGAAUCUCGCUCCAGCUGCCGCCAUCGUCAUCGCUCCUCCCUCCACGACGGUCGGAGGCGAUCCGCAAGGGCUGCUCGUCAGACUUUGGAUGUUCGAACCCGGACAUCGCAGCCGGAAGGGGCGCUCGGAACUGGGCUGACCGGAACAAGAACGGGCUGAAGAGCCUCGACGAGAGCGUGAGGCCGCUGCUGACGAGAGAUCCGACGGACAGCACCAACUGCAACGGUGGAGCGGCGGAAGGACGCCUCGGGGUUCUCGCCGAAGAUGCCACCAAGCGCUGGCGAUCGUGCGACGAGAUCGCGUCGUCGCGGCCCCCGGCGAGAGAGCGACUGAAGAAAGUGUUCGGCGGUCUGCUCCGCGCCGGAGCUACAGAGGAGCGUCCCGCGUCGCGCAACUGGGAGCCGUCCGAUUACGAAGCCGCGCCGACGUCUGAGCGACGUCGGCCCGGACAGCAUUCCAAGCUGAUCUGCGAGGAGGGGAUGGAUCCUGGCGAGAGUGUGGUGUGAAAUGGAGUGGUGUCGGUGUGCAGUCGUGGAAUCGUGUCUCGCGGGCACAUUGGCUCUUGAAAGGACUCUAAACUGCUCCUGAAUUUUUUUCUUAAGUGUCGAGAUAGGAAACGUACGUCGCAAAAUAAACUUUCCCCGCUCCCCCAAAACAUUUAAGCGCAAUAUCUAUGUUGCAAGACAAAUUUUGACUUAAGUACGAAGUGUACCUGUAUUUUGAGGUGUUGAACUUGAAAGAGAAGCAUGUCUCAUACGGUAACUAAAGAUGAGUCGGGCGUGGGGGGGAGGCUGAGGUGAGGGUGUUUUUGCUUUACAACGUGCACAUCCUUUCUCUACACUUAGGGUGCAGUGUCUUUUUCCCAAAAAUCUCCGCGAGGGCAACGUAGAACAGCAGGAAACCUUAACAUAUUUGGACCUGUCGACUAUGCCUUCGUUUGCUUGCCUGCAGCUCGAACAGGUCAAUGGGAGAGCAUCGAAUGAGACCUCGCAAGGACACCUACAUUCCGCAAGAGUUGCCCAGUCGUUGUCCACCCAACGAGCACUAUGUUUCUAGUGACUAAACGACGCAGGCGAGUUGCUCCCUCGAUCAUCCAAACUCUGCGUUCCAGUCUUCGAGAAGCCCAGUUCUCUGAGCCUGUGCCGCGACAUAGACGAGUGGUGAGUGACGCGUCGUUCGACAAAUUCGCCAACGGUGGAACCGCGCGUCAACUCGGAAAUAGUCUUCCAGCACCGUGCCUAUGUAACGUGAACCCGACGUGCAUUUUGGGGUCGCUUAAAGAAAGGCUCCGCCGGCGCUUCCACUUCUGGGUCGUCGCACCCGGCAAAAGUGGUUUUUUUUCGGACUCCGCACGUAUUUCUAAGUACCUAGGACAUUUAUAUUAUAACUCGUUUUUAUCCACCAUUUUUUUCUUUCUUCUUGUUUGCUUUUUUUUCUAUUGAAACCCGAGUGUGUGUCCCCAUUCCAAGUGUUGAGAACAAGAAUGGAUGCUUUUUGUGUGUCAUUUUUUUUACUGUACGUUACGAGAGCACCCUUCCCGACAAAGCCCCCGCUGCACUGCAGAGGCGUCGGAGGAAGAUGAAGAAGUUUGGUCGAAGCCUGAUCACGAAGGCAAUGAUCCGAGCGGGGUUGUUUCUGUGUAAGUGUCAUGACAAGCUUUCUUGAGGGGAGUGACGGCUGCCCAAGUUAUCUCGACUCUUAGGGUCGAGAGUGUGAGUGUGAGAGAAGAUGGGACUCUGGGGUGUGGUUUCGCUCCAAGGCAGAAUCAAAUUUUCGGACGGCAUUUGUUGGCCCCUAACGCAAGCUUCGAAGAAGGACUUUUGAAGUUUUUUCUCAUUUCGUUUUUCUACUUAGGGUGUAAUGAAGGAGUUUUUGCUUUUUUUUGCAUUCGAGAGCAGCGUGUGCUAUUUCGGGGCGUUGGCCGGAUUUGAACAAGCAAACUGAAUACGAAUGUGUAGCCUGUACCUGUAGUUCAUGCAAUAGGGAUUUUUUUUGUUUGUUUUUCGGAUUAGAUGCGGACAUUUGGCAGCAGGUUUUUGUGGGUGAAAGAGACCUAGCAACCAUGUGUCUGUUUUGUGCACACUUGUUGGUGCGACGGUUUGGCCAGUCUAAACUUUAUUUCUAUCAAUAAUUUCGCAACAUCUCGGACACUAUUAGAGCCAGUUUUUCAAAGACAUAUUGUGAAGUGAUUGCUUUUGGUUUUUAAGCCCGUACUGCUAAAAAGCUAUAAUUGCAAAAAUAGUAAAUGAUUGCAUAGUGUGUCGAGGAAUAUUCUUGGCUGGCAGAGCUUUAAUGCUACAAGUUACUUUGUUGGACCAGUUUAGCAGGAAAAGUUGAACAUGCUGAACUGAAGCACGUCUGCCGCAUAGUGAUGCAUCUGCACAACAUUUGUGCUGUUCUAGGAAACAGUUGCACCAGCCAUUUUUUCCGUAAGAUCUUACGGAAUUUUUCGCUUAUUUGCAAUCUUUCUAAAGUAAACUCCACAUAUCUAAAAGAAUUUCAGAAUAGCUGGAGUCACAGCAGCGCUUUUCUUGAUGUACCUCCCUCUCUAUGUCCUUUCCGGAGUGCAAUAACAAACAUGAAGUUUAUCAACUCGUACCUCGCAAAUUCAACAUAGUUUUUAUUGAUACCUUGUGGCACAUUCUGUAUUAAAGGCUGAGGACACUGGGCUAUGCAGCUGGGAGCAAGUACAAGUAUGAUACUUUGCCACCAGAUACUAUUUCAUAAGCUUCAUAUAUGUUCAUGGAGGUUUUAGAAACCCUCUUCAUAUGAGGUAGGCUAAAGGAUGCUGAAUAGUUGUACAUAACUAAAUGUUUGGCCGUAAUUCUGAAUUUUGAAACUAUAGGUGUUCAACCUUGUUUUAUAGUUUAAGUAACUGGCAGCAAAUGGUCUCAGAUAUGUGACUACUUUGCAUCCUUCCUAACAAGUUAGAGCUUCAACAUGACACCUUUUGAAAUGCACACUCAGUUUUGGCCAUAUUUGCUGAGAUUAUCCAAUCUUAUGGACACAUCACCGCUGUUACUCAGAACUGUGGGAACUUUUCCAAGUGUAACCCUCUCUAAGAAAGGCCCUUUCCAACUCAAGCUUACACAUCGACAUGUUGGAGCCUUUCCAUUGAAGGAGCUUUCUUACCUUUCCCACUAAGUAUGCACAAACCACUCCUACAAUGUUUUUUUAUAGAUGCCAAAGAAUUUGUAUUGCGUAACAAGCUUUGAACUUCAUGGAACCUAUUUGAACUUGUUUUUUUUACUUGUAUCAUUACAGAUUCAAACUGCUUUAAAAAAAAAAAAAAAUCUAGAUUGUGUUUUAUGUAAGCUAGCUGAACCCGAAAUCUUGAUAUUUUUAUCUUUAAAAACUUUGAUGACCCCCCUCUGAAUCCCACCUUGCAGAAAAAUUCUGAUAUUGCUUAACAAAUGCUCGAUGUAACUAUGACAACGACUAGCACAUGUUGUCGUCUCUUCUCUCAUUGGGCCUUGAGUGGUGCCUCUUCACUACAGUGCCUUCUUUAUUCAUUUACUUUUUUUUUCUUUUAAAUCAAACAACUAUGGUCACUUACAGAAUAAAACAAAGGAGGCCCUUCAGUUUUCCAACCUCCAGUGCAGACUUCCUGCCUUUAAUAACUCCUCAGCAUCUUAUGUGCUGCAAGCAUUCAUGCGCAGCCAAUGCACAACGGAAGGCAGUGUGCACGUGCUAAAGACUAGGCAUCCAAAAGAGAUGCCCUGUGUUUUUUUUUUUUAUUUAGUCAGUGAUUGCAACGGCAGGAGGGGAGCCUGACCUGCUUACUGUAAUCAGAAAUUAUGCAGGAUUCUUGCUUUUGAGAGGUGGAAGCGCUUCCACAGGACACUUUAAAAGUGUACGUAGAGGAUUUCGUCUGCAUUCUUACGAGUUGCAGCCUAUGAAUACGUAAUUCUAAAUUCUGCCACACCCCUGCACUUCAGCUUACCAGUUGUAUGUAGGUCUACCAAAAGCUCUGGCACGAUAUAGGAGCUCUGCAAGGUGCUUUGUUUUUGCAAGCACUUGCACAAAGAAGGCGAAAUGUAAGAAGGAGGGGUCUUGUUCCAGGGCUCUUGAACAAAAUUUAAUCCUGCAAUGGGUAGGGUAUCAAAAAAAAAGGUUGAGGCAAUCACGUAAUCACAAUUCAAAGGUAGGACUGCACCCACGUCGCGAAGGGCUUUGCAUCAGCAGCUGGAUAUGGCUUCAUUGUGUUACAUCAGUCCUUGGAUUGGGCUAUUUAGGCAUUGUAAUGGAUACCAAUGGCAUUUUUCGAAAUGACCAAGAUCUUGACCCUGAUUUUGUAAUGUGGAAGUUUUUGCCUUGGUAAGGCCCUAAUUAUACAUUGUUGGUUGCACAGAGCAAUGUGUCCUUAGAUUGUGCACCUUUGUGGGCUUAAAUCGUAUUUCCAAUACGAAAAUCCUAUGGUAAAAUAUAGUAAAAUUUUUGGAGAAACAAGCAUAUUUUAAAGCUAUACUACUAUUUGGCAUAAAUGUGAAGACCAUGUGCCACAAUGUGAUAGGAACACUUUCCAUCAAUGGAAGGUUGCCUUGGCAUUUCUUUAACCAAUUCAUCUAAGAUAGUAAACAACCAUAGAGCAAGGGGAACAAGGGGAUGAAUGACAAACAGAUGCAAGUAUAUAGCUAAAAUUUUAUGUAAUUGAAGUCAAUUUAAAUUUAUUUACUUUAGGCUUCCUAGUCUGUUACCCUAUUCUUCUAGUCUCCUAUCCUUGAUAUCCAUCACUUCGGUAAAAAAAAAAGUGGAUGCGACAUUCUCUGCCCUUAGGAUGCCUUCAAAUUUAUUGAUUCACCUACCCAAGCAGCUUGCCAUUUGAUAAAAAAAAAAUUCAAUUGACUGUGGCCACUCUUUUUCACUUAUGCUUUGGUGUCUCACUUUCUUUUUCUGCUAUUAUUUGUACUUGUGUGGACGUGCAGGAAGGUCAUGUUAGUUUUAAUAUUUUUAUGAGAAAAUAGUACACAGGGAGUGCAUAACCUUGCAAAAAGUAUGACUUUUUUUGUUUUUUUUAUUUUUUUCACAUUGUGGUUUUUUUGGAGGCUUAGUUGGUGGCCUUCUUUUUGUGCGGUCACGGUUCUGUUCAGUACUUAUUCCGUUUCCUCGGCAUAUGAAACUUCAGACGUGCUUAAAUUUUACGUCAGCUUUAACCCUCUGUUUAGGGAUAGCGCUACAACUGGCUCUAUUCGUGCGAAUUCGUAGCAUUCAGGGCAAGAUAUUUCAUUUCCUUGGUUAGUUGUAAGAGGAAGUUUCACCACGGUGGACAAACAAAACUGGCAACCACAGUGAAACAUAGCUUUAUAAAAUGUGCACUAGAAAUGACACAUUGAAUGCCAUCUUUUUUGUGUGAUAUUUUCCAGCUUUUUUGUUUUAACGCAAUAGCGAGAUGCAACUGCGGUUUUUGUACCCUCCUGGGCAUUGCCAAGAGGCAUGGUUGCACCCCAACUGCACAUGGUUGCUAGAGCUACUCUUCCUGCGAUGUCCUGGUUCAACACCGUAGACAAAAGGCAGUAGUGCCGGAUUUUCCUUGUCAAUUGAAGGGGGCAGAGCGGGGUGCAGAUCUGAUACGAGUGCUGCGUAAGCGUUGGACUGGGGUCGAGCACGAGUCCUGGCCGAACGCCGACGCAAUACUCGUGGCCCAUCCGCACUUGGCACCGGCCUCUUACGGGUGACGUGGAAAAUCAAAUACCUCCCACACCACCAGGAACAAUCAAAGUUUGCGGAUAGCCUCCCCUACCUCCUAGGAACGUCGGCAGACUAGGAUGGAGCCUGACUCCAAGCAUCCUUCGACGCAACGACUGAACACGAGGUUCGGCCACUUGCUGAAGCAGUGCCCGUGUCCAAUUUUGCGUCUGCGCUCGAUCUCGAUGUGAUGACGUCAAAAUUCGAGUGCAGGGACUUUGAUUAUUCUAUACUUCGCUUCACACCAGGUCUGAGCGCAUCCGACUCCACGAUUCGAUGGACCAUUUGAGUUGCACCAAAAGUGCGUCGUCACGGCCUCGUUACCCUUGUGCAGCGUCACGAGCGCCGUGACGUUGCACUCUUGGCACUGCUUGAUUAGCCCCACAGAUCGUAGCGUUGGCUGCGGCCGGGCUUAGUGGAGAGUUUUAGGGAACCGUGUUUGCACAUCCUAUAGGGUACGAUGGGCCCUCCGGUACGAUGUGCGCAUGUAUGAGUCUUCUGUGGUGGUACAUGCGUAGUUCGAACCGUAGGGCCCAUCGUGCCGUAUCAGAUGUGCAAAAAGCGGUUCCCUAAAACUCUUUGGUGUGAAAUGUAGUAUAGGUGGUGGUACUACGGCCUCGCCAUCUAAAAGAUGUUGCCCGACUGCGUCCACCCCCCCUCCCUCAAAAAACAAAAGUGCUAAGCAGGCUGAAUUGCAACAUGGAAUCCUCCAGACACAACGAUGUACAAAGAAAUCCAGGCGGUCCGUUGCCCCGCUGCUCGUGGCGGGGUCUCCCGGACGAUGCCAAGCCAUCCGAAAGCAAACUUGUUAGUGCCAAAUACCUGUGCUCUGGAUGACCUCUGUGAUACAUACUGGCACUGUCGCGGUUUCAUGCCGAGGCCUGGUGGACCUGCAAGCCACGCGCAGGUGGAGACUGGCUGUUGGCAGUAUUGUAAAUAAAGCGGAAGAAUUAUUUUCUA